AUGGCCACUCUCGGCGGAGUCCACGAAUCCCAUGCCUCCCAGAACAGCCUCGAAACCGAAGACCUCGCUCGCUUCGCCGUCCAAGAUCACAACAACAAGGAGAAUGCUCUGCUUGAGUUUGUGAGGGUGGUGAAGGCGAAGGAGCAGGUGGUUGCUGGCACUCUGCACCAUCUGACGAUCGAGGCAAUCGAUGCCGGAAAGAAGAAGCUUUACGAAGCCAAAGUCUGGGUGAAGCCAUGGAUGGGUUUUAAGGAAGUGCAGGAGUUCAAGCACGCCGGUGGGCAUGGUCCCGGGUGGCAAUCUGUGCCGCCACACGAUCCUCAGGUUCAGGAUGCUGCAAAUCAUGCUGUUAAGAGCCUCCAGCAAAGGUCUAAUUCUCUGUUUCCUUAUGAGCUUCAAGAAGUUGUUCACGCUAAGGCUGAGGUGAUAGAAGAACAUGCCAAGUUUAACAUGCUUCUGAAGUUGAAGAGGGGAGACAAAGAAGAGAAGUUUAAAGUUGAAGUGCAUAAGAACAAUGAAGGCGCCUUCAAACUGAACCAGAUGGAGGCAGAUCACUCCUAG
This is a messenger RNA of Prunus armeniaca (apricot), 561 nucleotides long. NCBI's taxonomy places the organism in Eukaryota, Viridiplantae, Streptophyta, Magnoliopsida, Rosales, Rosaceae. The record is from the annotation of a GenBank genome assembly.